GGGGGAGUGGAAGUGGGCGGGUCCGCUGCAGCGGGCGUAAUUAGCCCGCAAUCGAUGAUUAGAUAAGCAGCUAAUACUAGAGCCGGCGUCUAUGCAUUCCCGGAUUAGUAGAACAGCCGGAGCCAGUUCAUAUUACGAAAUGCUGCUGAUCGCAAUAGUCGUGUUUCUGCUGACGGCCGCCUUUCGCUUUCAUCGGAGCCAGGGGGCGCGUCGUGCGGCGGUCGCCAAUCUGCCCGGUCCCUACUGCCCGCCCGUCAUCGGAGCUGUGCAUCGCAUGAUCAAACUGAAUCCCAAGAGUUUUAUAAGGGAGUCGCGCAAGCAAGUGGAGAAACAUGGAAAUUUGCAGCGCGUCUGGAUCCUUAAUCGCCUGCUCAUCACCAGCAGCGAUACGGAGUUCAAUGAGCAGCUGCUCUCCAGCCAGGAGCACCUGGUCAAGCAUCAGCUGUACCAGCUGCUGGGCCAGUGGCUGGGCAAUGGACUCCUGCUCAGCCAUGGCAGAGUGUGGCAUCAGCGGCGCAAGAUAAUCACGCCCACCUUUCACUUUUCGAUACUGGAGCAGUUCGUCGAGGUCUUUGACCAGCAGUCGAGCAUCUGCAUCCAACGUCUGCAGCAGCGAGCCGAUGGCCAAACGUGCUUCGAUGUCUAUCCCUUCAUCUGCCUGGCCGCCUUGGACAUCAUUGCGGAGACAGCGAUGGGCACCAAGGUGAAUGCCCAACUGGCAGAGAGCACGCCCUAUGCCAAUGCUGUGAACGAAUGCACUGCGCUGAUGGCCUGGCGCUUCAUGUCCAUCUAUCUGCAGAACGAGCUGCUCUUCACGCUGACACAUCCACAUCUGAAGUGGCGUCAAACGCAGCUCAUACGCACCAUGCACGAAUUUACCAUCGGGGUAAUCGAGCAGCGUCGCCAGGCUCUGGAGCAGGCGCAGCAGCUGGGCGGCGGAUCGCAGAGGAGCGAGGAUGCGGUGGGCAGCAAGCGGCGUAUGGCGCUGCUGGAUGUGCUGCUGCAGGCCAGCGUGAAUGGACGUCCGUUGAGGAACGAGGAGAUACGCGAGGAGGUGGACACGUUCAUGUUCGAGGGCCACGAUACCACGACCAGCGCCAUAUCCUUUUGCCUGUGGUGCAUCUCGCGGCAUGCCGACGUUCAGGCCAAGCUGCUGGCCGAGAUUUUGCAGGUGCUGGGCACGGAUCGCAGCCGGGCGAUCAAUAUGCGUGAUCUGGGCGAGCUGAAGUACAUGGAGUGCGUCAUGAAGGAGUCGCUGCGUCAAUUUCCCCCAGUGCCGCUGGUGGGACGCACGCUCCAAACGGACUUUAAGUACACACACUCGAAGGUGGGCGAUGGUGUCAUACCCGCUGGCUCAGAGGUGAUCAUGGGCAUCAUUGGCAUGCACAAUGAUCCUGCCUAUUUCCCGGAACCGUUGCGCUUCAAGCCGGAGCGCCACGAGAGCGGCGAACGUGCCGCGACCUUUGCCUUUGUGCCCUUCAGCGCCGGACCACGCAACUGCAUUGGCCAGAAGUUUGCCCAGCUGGAGAUGAAGAUGCUGCUGGCCAAGAUUGUGCGCGAGUUCGAACUGCUGCCCCUGGGUGAACCAGUGCAGCCGGUGGUCAACAUUGUCCUGCGCUCCGACAACGGCUUCCAGCUGGGCAUGCGCCGGCGCAACGUUGCCAGCGACAGCAAGCAAUAAAAGUCUUAUUUUUAUUUAUAUAAAUGUUAUUAAUAUCAGUUAGUUAUAAGCAAGGUUUUCAAUCGAACCAGUUUGA
This is a messenger RNA of Drosophila novamexicana, 1757 nucleotides long. RefSeq names its product cytochrome P450 4d8 (gene Cyp4d8). Lineage: Eukaryota; Metazoa; Arthropoda; Insecta; Diptera; Drosophilidae. Bases 92 to 1681 code for a protein of 529 amino acids. The record is from RefSeq and is a predicted model, not a curated record. The transcript is spliced from 4 exons. Gene Ontology annotation, molecular function: monooxygenase activity; iron ion binding; heme binding.